AUCAAUCCACAGAGGCAGCGAUAGCAGGAGCGAUUAGCGCGUGAGCUCACGCUCCUCCUCAUCGUCCAUGGUGAUGGAUUCCACGCGCUCGCUCGCUCCCUUUGACGCGUCCAAUUCGUAUUUCGCCCCUUCGCCGACUUCUUCCCAUAUAAAUUCCAAUCCAAUUCCAUCGAAUCUAAUUGGCUAUUCGCAACGGUUUGCAGUCCGCAGGCACCGAUCGAUCCAAUCAAUCCCACUGAACCGUACAGACGGCGCGGCGGCGGCGGCGGCGACGACGACGACGACGAUGACGUACAUGGGCCAAUCCGCCUCCGCCCUCUCCUCCCGCCCAGUCACCUUCUCCGACGCCAGAGACUUCACCUCCGACCUGCCGGACGAGUGCCUCGCCCUCGUUUUCCAGUCCCUCGGUCCCGCCGACCGCCGGAGCUGCUCCCUCGUAUCCCGCCGUUGGCUCGCCGUCGAGGGAUGCUCUCGGAAUCGACUCUCCCUUGAUGCCCGCGCUUCGCUGCUCGAGGCGGCGCCGUCUCUCUUCGCCCGCUUCGACGCCGUCUCGAAGCUCGCCCUCCGGUGCGGCCGCCGUUCUGACAGCAUCGGCGAUGAGGCCCUCGCGCUCGUCGCGGCCCGCUGUCCCAACCUGGUGAGUCUCAAGCUCCGUUCUUGUCGCGCCCUCACGGAGGUCGGCAUGGCGGCCGUCGCCCAUUCCUGCCCGGGCCUCCGCAAGCUCUCCGUUAGCUCCUGCUGCUUCGGCGCCAAGGGUAUCGACGUUGUUCUUCGAGGUUGUCCCCUCCUCGAGGAUCUCUCCAUUAAGCGCCUCCGCGGCCUGCACGACCACGCCGCCACCACGGGUCUCGUCGACGCGGCGCCCGCCCUUCGCUCCGUCUGUCUCAAGGAUCUCUACAAUGGCCAGUGCUUCGCGCCGCUCAUUGCAGGCUCUCCCAAUCUCAGGACACUCAAGCUCAUCCGCUGCUCCGGCGACUGGGACCCCCUCCUGGAAGCCAUGGCCGGCAAGGUCUCCGGCAUCGUGGAGCUUCACCUCGAGCGGUUGCAGGUGAGCGACAGCGGACUCACCGCUCUGUCCGCGCGCGUUGAGCUCGAAUUCCUCCACCUGGUGAAGACGCCGGAGUGCACCGACGCAGGCCUCGCCGCCGUGGCAGAGCACUGCCCCAGCCUCCGCAAGCUCCACAUCGACGGCUGGAAGGCGGACCGGAUCGGCGACGAGGGCCUCUCCGCCGUGGCCAGACGGUGCACCGGUCUCCAAGAGCUCGUCCUCGUGGGGGUCCACCCCUCAAUCCGGAGUCUGGAGCUGGUGGCGACUCACUGCAACUCCCUGGAGCGACUCGCUCUUUGCGGCGGCGACACCAUCGGCGACGCCGAGAUCGCCUGUAUCGCCGCCAAAUGCGCGUCGCUGACGAAGCUCUGCAUCAAAGGGUGCCCUGUUUCAGACAAGGGCAUAGACGCCUUCGCCAGCGGAUGCCCCAAGCUGGUCAAGGUGAAGGUGAAAAGGUGCGCCAGAGUGACGCCGGAAUGCGCGAAUCGGCUAGCUGCGAGCAGGAACGGCCAUCUGUCCGUAAACUUGGUGCCCGCCGACGAGGGACUAAUGGAGGAGCAAGGGAGCGUCGCGGUCAUCGAAGAAGGUGCAAGCCAAGAAAGCAACAAUGGCGGCGGCGGCGAGCGAGCCGCUGACUCCGCCGCCGGCGACGCAGCUCCUAGCGGAGAAAUUCCGACGAACUGUAGAAGAAAAAGCAGGUGCACGGCGACGAAGAUGCGACUGGGUUUGUCAGCGGCGGGGAGGAACAUGGUGGCUUUCGCCAUCAGGAGAUGGUCGCACGGCGGCAACAAUUCUGGACUAGGACCAAGUCAAGCAUGACAUGGUCACCUCCUCCUUCUUCUCCAUUAAUAUCCAUUUUUCUGUUUGGAAUUUCUAUUGGAAAAUUGCUGUAAACUCUGACCAGAUCAAAAUUUCAACAACAAAAAUGUGGAAAAGCUUUACUUCUCAUGCUCAA
This is a messenger RNA of Zingiber officinale, 2003 nucleotides long. Its product is annotated as F-box protein At1g47056-like. Gene Ontology annotation, molecular function: protein binding. Gene Ontology annotation, cellular component: SCF ubiquitin ligase complex. The transcript has a single exon. The record is from RefSeq and is a predicted model, not a curated record. Bases 68 to 1867 code for a protein of 599 amino acids. NCBI's taxonomy places the organism in Eukaryota, Viridiplantae, Streptophyta, Magnoliopsida, Zingiberales, Zingiberaceae. Gene Ontology annotation, biological process: SCF-dependent proteasomal ubiquitin-dependent protein catabolic process.